Molecule: messenger RNA, 631 nt
Organism: Daphnia pulicaria
Lineage: Eukaryota; Metazoa; Arthropoda; Branchiopoda; Diplostraca; Daphniidae
Product: fatty acid-binding protein, muscle-like
Exons: 4
Coding region: 81-491 (136 amino acids)
Biological process (GO): fatty acid transport
Cellular component (GO): cytosol; nucleus
Molecular function (GO): fatty acid binding
Source: RefSeq, a predicted model, not a curated record
GUUUUCCCUUUGUUUUGUCACCGGCAGUCUUGCAUCUCCUCUUGUCCACUCGCUACUUCACAAGUACCCUCCAAUCCAAAAUGGUUUUCGAAACAACUGGCAAAUUCCAAUUGGUCGUCGGAGAUGACGACAACUACGGCAAAAUCAUGGAGGCAGUCGGUAUCCCACCGGAGAAGCGCCAAAAGGUGAUCAGCCUGCGGCCCAUUUGCGAAUAUUCCCACGAUGGGGACCAAUACAAAGUGUCGGGAUCGGCCGAAGGAUUUCCUGAACGCAGCAAGGAUUUCGUUUUGAACGUCGAGCAAGAAGAGACAACCAUGGAUGGCCGCAAAGUCAAGAGCACUUACAAGCGCAAUGGUAAGAGCAUGGUCCAACACGAAGUGCAGGAAAAUGGAUCGACCAUCGUUUACGAACGUGAGAUCAAGGGAGACGACAUGCAUGUGAAAAUCACUUAUGGCAACCAUGUCGCCAAUCGCGUCUUCAAGAGAUUGUAAAUGCGCUUAUAAGAACGCUGGGACAUUGAAAACAAGGAAACUUUUGACUAUAGACCGACAAUGUUGUAGAGACGAAAACUUAAAAUUCGAUUGUAAUAACCAAUGACGAUUGAGAAUAAAUAUAAUCACAUAGCACAGUA